This is a messenger RNA of Trypanosoma brucei brucei TREU927, 1632 nucleotides long. It is a transcript of the gene Tb927.3.370, whose product is annotated as variant surface glycoprotein (VSG, atypical), putative. Gene Ontology annotation, biological process: symbiont-mediated evasion of host immune response. The transcript has a single exon. Bases 1 to 1632 code for a protein of 543 amino acids. Lineage: Eukaryota; Euglenozoa; Kinetoplastea; Trypanosomatida; Trypanosomatidae. The record is from RefSeq and is a predicted model, not a curated record.
AUGAGCCAGCUAAGGGAAGAGAAAAGUGAAAAAAUGCGGUAUUCAGCACUGCACAGUUGCCUCUGGGUCAUGUUUCUCUUACUUUUUCAUGCACUAAAUGUGGACGGCAAUUCAAAAGGCGCAAUCCAAGGCGCAAAGUGGAAACCGCUAUGCACGCUAACCGCGGAUGCAAACAAAGUGUAUAACCGUGCACUCAAGCUCCAAAUAUUAAUUACGGACUACACCAAAGCGGCAACAAAGUUGGCUGUAGAAGCAGUCGCAGCGGCACAAAAGAUGCAAAACGCAGAGGCACACGCAGCAGCAAUAGGACUUGUGGCUGAGAUAAGAGAGCAGCUGAAAAGCAAACAACCAGAAAUCGCCAGGUGCUACAAAGUGGCCGUAGAAACACCGGCCUUCAUAGGCUACACGCACGGACGGAUUGCUGAAUUCUUAGAAAUAAUGGGACACAACAGAGGAGCAUCGAACUACGGGUACCUCGCACAACUAAGCUCACCGACGUCGCCAGCAACCGACGCAGCCACUGCACAACUAUCGAGCUGCAAAAUCAAGCCGCACGACAUAACGGAAGGACCCGAAGAGACAGAAGUGCUAACAAAGAAAGGCUUUGUCGGCAUGGACCAUGGCACGGGCCUCGUCGACGGUGUUCUAACAAGCAGCUGCAACGAACACUGCGUCCUUACGUCAGCCACUGCAACCGCCUUAAACUCAGACACAGGACCGCAGGAAGACAUUCCGUUCACCAAUGGAUAUAUCCUUAAACACCAAACAAACACUGCACGGUCAAGUCAACUCAUAAAUUCUCUGUCAAAGCAGGCCAAAGGGCUGCCAAACAAGGGACAAAAUCAACAAUAUGUGAGGCUGUGGGACAAGUACGUCCAGCUCGAGGGAUGCGAGACGAGCUUCAAGGCAGGGUUUUCCAAGCCCGAAGCACAAACGCUCAAACAGUCAGUAGCAGUAUUAACAGCCCUGAAAAACAUAAUCGACAACGAAAGCGGCGAGUAUGACCUGAGCAAAGACGGCGAACAAAUCAAGACAGUGGCUGAGAAAUUGUUCAAACACGGCGAGGACAACUACCCAGAAAAGCUAUACAAGGAAGCACAAGCAAAGACGUUGAGAAAAACACUGAUGGCGGGCAACACAGCAACGAGCCUGACGAACCUGGAAACCCCAAUAGACUUGCAAAUCGCACAAAUGUACUAUACACAACGCAAGAUCGAUGGUUUUAUCGCAAAACUAAAGGAAGCUGAGGAACAGCUUUCCAAGGAUAAACUGGGUGAUUAUGGAGCAGCCGCAGCAGAACAUGCCUGCAAUAAACUAGAUGGUGAACAAAAAUGCAAUACUGAUAAAAAAUGCAGUUACGAAACGGCAAGUGAUGGGACAAACAAGUGUACAUAUAAUGCAAGCAAAGCAAAAGCAAACAACGUCCCUGUAGCACCAACUCAAACAGAAUCAGCUAAAAAAACAACAAAGAAAUGCAAAGGGAAGAAAAAGGAUGACUGCAAAUCUCCGGAUUGUAAGUGGGAGGGUGAAACUUGCAAGGAUUUCAGUUUUCUCGUCAAUACGAAAUCGACUCUGAUGGCUGCAACUUUUCUGUCUUUUUUUAAAAUUUUUCACCCUCUAUUUCCUUGCUGA